CUAAUAAUUCUUCUCGUGUCUGUGAAUUUAUAUUUAACCUAUCAGAAUACAUGUAAAGCAAGGAAACCCGUUUCAUACACACAGGUUAUAAUUUGCAGUAUUUGCACUCUUCUUCUGGACCACACACACUGUCAGUCGGUGAUUUUCAGCAAGUGCAUAGCUGAUAAGGAAAUCCGACUGACCUUGUGAAACAUCUGCAACAACUGACAAGAAAUAAUAUCAGAAUUGUCUUAUACCAUGACCCAAGUACUGGGUCUACCUGCUAAAUAUCUGCUACUGAUAGGACACCCAAGAAGAUUAGCAAUACUGCAAACUGUGAACUGUCAAUUUGCUAAGGAGGGCGGACCAAUUAUAAUUCGACCUUUCUAAUGGAAACAAUGGAUUCUUCAGCUAUUUCGGAGCAAAGUGAUACACUGUUUCACCGACCAUCAAUAACAAUGAGGCUUUUCUCACUCUUACAAAAAGUAGUCCGGAUAUUCUUUCCAUCGGUGAUUUUUGCAAAAUUUUUCGCCUCCUCCAUCAUCCCACCCUUGGCAGACAAUUUGAUCCCACUAUUCUUCACUGGGAACAUACCAAAUGAGUCCGGCCUCGCAAUCGCAUCUCAAUUCACAUUCAUCAGCAUUAUUUUGGAAGUGAUGCAGGAAGGAGUUGGCAACAGCUUGUUCCAUUUUGUUGGAAUUCAUUACGAAAGCAAUCGACCUCUAUCUCUGAUUGCAUUUAAACUGUCCUUAGUCGUACUUCUUGCUGGUGGAGUGGUAAUGACACUUUUAAUGCUUUUGUUCACCCCACAGUUUGUCAAUUUUAUCGACACUCCUGACACAAUUGCGGAAGAAACUCGAAUAUUUUUGUACACGAGUUCAUUCAGUUUUAUCCCAACCAUCCUCAAUACAGCCUUUGCAAACUAUUUGCUAAUUAGCACAAGUUCGUGGCUGGUUUUGUCUCAGUUAGCAACAGUCGUGCUUUCAUUCCUCAACAAUUUUUUUCUCUUUGGUCAACACGACUGGUCACUGCACUGGGGCAUCGGGGAAUUGGGAUACUACAAAGUUAUCCAGUCAACCCUUACAAUGUGUGUGAACUUUGCUUUUGUGCUGGUCGUGGAGAAACUUUCUCCAAUUGCAUUCCUAGUCCGGGUUCCAUUCUGUCGUGGGUUGAAAACACACUGCAAAGCGUUCUUUCGAAUCUCGUGGGGCAACUUUAGUGAUAGUGCAGUUAGGAACUUUUUUUACUUUGUGGUCACCUUAAAGUUUAUGAAUAAUUUGGGAGAGAAUGAAACUGGGGCUUGGAAUCUGCUCAACAGCAUAAUUUGGGGAAUCAUACUUAUUCCGGGAUACGUGGUUGCCAAUUACGCUAAAGUUUGCAUUGGACAUAAUAAUUCUCGAGUCAGAAUAAAGACUGUGGCGCAUGAAUGUUGCGUUUGUCUCUUCGCUUGGAUAUUAGUUGUCUCAGUAAUUUCAGGGAUAUUUUGGUCCACGUUUGCAGGUUUCUUUAGCAAAUCUAACAAGGAAGUUCAGGAAUUAUCUGAAACCAUGUUUCAUCACGUUGGUUGGAUUUUCAUAAUAUUUGUCACCAACAAUGCAAUUGACAGCUUUUUCUACGGGACGGGGAAAACUGAGUAUGUGUUCUAUCAGAGUGCUAUCACUAAUAUGGUCGUUUAUUUUCCUCCCUGGAUUUUGUACUUGUUAAAUAUUAUCAAACCUACGUAUUGGUGGGUUAUCGGGUUAUAUAUUGCUGGAAUGCUGGUUGACUUUGUCCUAACUUCGUUCUUUUGUCUUAGAGUGUGGAGGUCAAUGAGGGAAUGAUAUUAUUGUGCUGUGUAUGCAGUACUACUCUGUUGUAUAGGCAAGCAUUUAUAAUACAAUACUUAUUCUUAGAUGAGGCUAUAGUUACUGCAGGAAAAAAAAUCAUCUAAGUAAGCAAUCACUACGGUUUUGAAAAGCUUAAUUUUUUCAGAUCUAGGUCAAUUUCCAUCCGAUUUUAAUGAAAUUAGUGUCCAGAGUCAAUUAUGGCAAAUUAAAAUUGAACUGUCGACCAGGAGGCUGGAAUAGUGCCCUGUUCCUGAGAUAUGCAGGAAAAACACCAUCGAAAAUGUGUUUUAUUGAGAUUAGAAAAAAAUGAAGUCGUUUAUGCUAAAUGUAAAUGAGCAAAAAGUUGAUAAACAUUUUUUAGAAAAAUACAAAAUUAAAAUACCCAAAAUCGGUUUAAAACUGAGAAAGUUUUGAUGGUGGUCAAAAUAUUGCCUCUCCCACCACCACCAAGUUUAGUUGCUAAGGCCCACCAUUCAGCAAAUUGAUAAUUACGAAUAAUAAAAGGGUACCCAUUUAUAAGAUCGUUAUGUCCUUCUGUCCGUCGGUUCGAUAAUUGUUAAUUAUUCGUAACGGAUUUUGAACAUGAAUACAAGACCAGUUUGACAUGCAACACCCCAGGAAUCGUGUAGAGGAGGUCAACGGUCACAUAUGUUGGAACUAUAAUUAUAUAAUUGCCGUUCCCAACAUAUGUAGUUUUGAUCUUUGACCUCGUCCUCACGGUCAUGAGGCCAAAAAUAUUGCCGGUGUUGAAUUCGGGGUGAAAUUUCCUUUAAAAUGACACCCAAUAUGAAAAUUAAGGUUAAGCUUAAUUUUGGACCACAGCCUCUAGCGCUGUGGGGAGCGGUCCCAUUAACCCUAUUAUCGAACUCGACCGAGAUUCGUUCUGGAGAUAUCCUGCCCAGAGACGGACGUACGAACAAAACGAUCGCAAUAUGCAGCUUACACUACUUAAUAAAUUACUUUCAAUUGCGAAUAAAAACUAUUAAAUAAAAGAAA
Folsomia candida is the source of this 2801-nucleotide messenger RNA. RefSeq lists its product as uncharacterized. The transcript is spliced from 3 exons. Gene Ontology annotation, cellular component: plasma membrane. Bases 369 to 1799 code for a protein of 476 amino acids. Gene Ontology annotation, biological process: transmembrane transport. Gene Ontology annotation, molecular function: xenobiotic transmembrane transporter activity; antiporter activity. Lineage: Eukaryota; Metazoa; Arthropoda; Collembola; Entomobryomorpha; Isotomidae. The record is from RefSeq and is a predicted model, not a curated record.